Molecule: messenger RNA, 3160 nt
Organism: Hippoglossus stenolepis (Pacific halibut)
Lineage: Eukaryota; Metazoa; Chordata; Actinopteri; Pleuronectiformes; Pleuronectidae
Gene: lrrc40
Product: leucine rich repeat containing 40
Exons: 15
Coding region: 92-1888 (598 amino acids)
Molecular function (GO): protein binding
Source: RefSeq, a predicted model, not a curated record
GCGUCGUGUUAUCUGUGGCGGCCGGAAGUUGAUCGGUUUGGGUGUGGAGGUAAACGCACUGGUCAGUUUUUCACCGAAUACGUUGUCUGCGAUGUCUCGACCCAGAAGAGCGGACAAGAUGGACUCUCUGGUGGGCUUCAGGAAGGACGAGCCGGAGCCCAGCGUCCCCUACGGUCUGCUGAAGGCAGCGAGGGCGAGUGGUCAGCUCAACCUGUGCGGCCGAGGGCUCACUGAAGUCCCUCAGAACGUGUACCGUCUAAACAUUGACACACCAGAGGAGGCGCAGCAGAACGUCGGUUUCGGAGCAUCAGACCGCUGGUGGGAACAGACUGACCUCACCAAACUUCUGCUCUCAUCCAAUAAGCUCACACAGCUAUCGGAUGACAUUCGACUACUACCUGGACUCACUACACUGGAUCUCCAUGACAACCAGCUGAGCAAUUUACCGAGCGCUCUUGGAGAACUGCAGGAGCUGCAGCAGCUGAGACUCAGUCAUAACCAGCUGACAGUCCUGCUGGUUGAGGUGUGUACUCUGAAGAACCUCAGUAGCCUCACAUUGCAGGGGAACCUGCUGGAGAACCUUCCAGAGGAACUGGGGCAACUGGAGAACCUGACUGAGCUGGACCUCUCCAACAACCAACUGAAGGAGCUGCCGUCCAGCCUGGGUCGUCUCACCUGCCUGCAGAAACUGAACCUGUGUAACAACAAGCUCAGCUGUCUGCCCCACAAUCUGGCCAGGCUCUCAAGUUUAAAACUGUUGGACUGCAGCAAAAACCAGCUGACCGACAUCCCUGCCAGCCUAUCAGAAAUGCUCGCCCUGGAGCAGCUCUACCUCCGACACAACAAGCUCUGCUUCUUACCAAAGCUCCCUGCACCUGCGCUCAAGGAGUUGUAUGUUGGGAACAAUCAGAUCGAGCAUUUGGAGACCGAUCAGCUGGCCUGCCUGGCGGCCAUCUCUCUUCUGGAACUCCGAGACAACAAGAUCAAAACCCUCCCUGACCAGAUCACCUUACUGAGCACGCUCACACGCCUCGACCUCACCAACAAUGACAUCAUCACUCUUCCAGCGUCACUCAGCCUACUGCCCAAUCUGAAGGUGUUACUGUUGGAAGGAAACCCUCUGCGAGGAAUCAGGAGAGACCUUCUCACUAAAGGAACCAAUGAGCUUCUGAAUUAUUUAAGAGGAAGAAUUAAAGAUGAACCUGAGACACCAGAUGACGGACAAACUGCUAUGACGUUACCCAGCCAGGCUAGCGUCAAUGUACAUAACAUCAAAACUCUCAAGGUAUUGGUAUACAGUGAGAAGCAGGCAGCUGUUAUUCCAGAUGAGCUGUUUGAUGCUGCAGCAGAACAAGGUGUUUCCACUGUUAACUUCAGCAAGAACCAGCUGACCUCCAUGCCUCCCAGACUGGUGGAGUUCCACUCGUCACUCUCGGAUAUCAAUCUGGGUUUCAACAGACUGACCUGCUGUCCUCCUGACAUCUGCAAGUUACUGCAGCUGACACACAUCGACCUCAGGAACAAUCAGCUCAGUGAUUUAGCACCUGAUAUGAAGAACUUAACUAAACUACGCUCCAUUAUCCUCAAUUACAACAGGUUCAAGUCCUUCCCUGAAGUCCUCUAUCAGAUUGCAUCCUUGGAGACAGUGUUGCUUGGUAACAACCAGGUGGGUGGGGUGGACCCUAGUCGCCUGAUGAAGUUGGUUAAUCUGUCAACACUGGAUCUGUCAAACAAUGACCUGCUUAACAUCCCCCCUGAACUGGGCCUCUGCUCCAGCCUCAGGUGUCUCAGUCUGGAUGGGAAUCCUUUCCGCACACCCAGAGCAGCCAUCGUGGCCAAAGGCACGGAUGCAGUGUUGGAGUAUCUCUGCAGCCGCAUACCUACGUGAGCCCUGAGCUCAGACCGCUCCACCACCGACAGCAACACAGACCUGUAUUGGACUUGAAGAUUCUCUCCUUUGUCAAUCAAUUUCAAUCAGUUUUGAUUUUUAAUUGUUUCAACCAACAAUCUGAUUGCUCUUUAUGUAAUUCAGUCCAAAAAGUAAACAUGACCAAAGGCACUUCUCUAAUAAAAUUGUUGCUAAGAAUUAUGAGUGGUGUGAAUUUUAUAACAGUGUAGUAGCAACCGUUGAUGGGCCAGUGGCAGCUCUUUAAGAGGCACAGGGCCAUUCAAAUAGAACAGCAGCUGUAAGCUUCAAUAAUGUUUUACUCAGCUAAUUAACAGUCAGCUAACUGUUGCCCGGUUGCUUCAGGACGAGCUGUGGAUCAUAUCCUUUUGUGGUGAGACAUCACAUCUUUACUGACAAGCGAUACUGUCUUUAUCUUUGAUUUAUCCCCAUCUGUAGACAGAAACCGUAUCAACUUUCUAAGAGCUCACAGCCAAACCUGCCAUUCUUUGUUCCAUUGUUUUAAUGCCAAUCACGAUGUGAGCUGAGGAGACUCCAAUAGAAAAGGAUCUCAUCCAUCACAAGACAAAUUCCACUCUCACCUCUUCUAUAGUUUGUCUUCCAUCUUUCCAUCACUUGACCUAGACCAAGAUGUAUUACAUGCUCUUUGUCUGUAAAUAUGUUCCUUCAUAUCUAAAGCUAUUAUAACUCUGUGACAAUUACCACCCAGAAGAUGAGGUCAGUUAAGAAACAAGUUGUUGUACUUUUCCCUGUUUUAUAUUUAUGCUUAUACACAAACAUGCCACAUCCAAUUCCUUUUAUGUAUAAGACUACUUGGCAAUAAACCCUGAUUCUGAAAUAGUGUCAGCACCAUCCUGCACAGGAUAAGCAUGUGUAGUUGACAAUAUAGAGAAAAUAGGCAAACGAGCAAUGGUGACAUCACUUACAGAGCUGUCAGCAAUAAAAACGUUUGGUGUAAACCAAACUUUUGAUUCAGCUUUUCUUCCAGCCUGAGUUGACAAAAAUAAACAGACCUUACCUGUGGUGUAAGAACACAAAGGACUCACAGCAGCGAAUGAAACUUGACACCUGAUUUCCCAACAGCCUGUUCACAUCAGACAUAACUGUGGCCACUUGCAUUGUUUAUAUUGUAAUGUCACAAUUUAUGAAUUGUGUGUUUUUAUACCUCUGUGCAGGUGACAGCCUGUGGCCAGAGUUACUAUGUUUUCAUGGUGUCUGUCUGUCUUUCCCUUUCCCAUAAAUGCAAUAUUUCAA